Brassica napus (rape) is the source of this 1825-nucleotide messenger RNA. RefSeq names its product UDP-glycosyltransferase 84B2-like. The coding region runs from base 398 to 1780 and encodes 460 amino acids. The record is from RefSeq and is a predicted model, not a curated record. Lineage: Eukaryota; Viridiplantae; Streptophyta; Magnoliopsida; Brassicales; Brassicaceae. The transcript has a single exon. Gene Ontology annotation, molecular function: UDP-glycosyltransferase activity.
CUCUAUAUUCUGGGAUGCUAACUUUAACAAAUGCAUAUGUCGUCUGCUAAAUGGCUCAGCAUCUCAAACAACACACAAUGUAUUUAUAUUUUGGCGAAUUACAUUUCUAUUUUCCACAGAUUUAGAAAACUUUUGAUUUUGUUAUACCACAUUUUUUCUUCUUGAUAAAGUUCUUGCUAUAAUUAAAAAACUUAAUUGUAAAUGUAAUUGACCAAUGACAUUAAAUUUUUUUGGUAAUAAUGGUUAUUUAUAAUUGACCAGUGACCAGUAUUCAUUGUGUUAGCAAUUACUAUACAUAGACUUAUUAUCUACUUAUAUAUAACACUACACUUACAACUCAAUUUUUUUCAUCCAAAACUCAAAAUUUAAUACCUAUUAACUUAUUAUCUACUAAAUAAUGGCAAGUACUGUGGGUCAAGAAACGCAUGUUCUAUUGGUAGCACUACCAGUCCAAGGCCACCUCAAUCCAAUGCUUAAAUUCGCCAAACUUCUCUCACGACCGAACCUCCGAUUCACUCUCGCCACCACCGAACAAGCCCGUGACCUCCUCUCAGCCGCCAACACGGCCGACGAAGAACACCUUAGCCCAGUGGACCUCGCUUUCUUCCCUGAUGGGCUACCAAAAGACCACCCAAGAGCCGAUGAUUCUCUCCUCGUGUCAUUGAGAAAUGUCGGAGCCAAGAACUUGUCUAAAAUCAUCGAAUCAAAUAGAUUCUCUUGUAUUGUCACCGUGCCUUUUGCUCCUUGGGUUCCAGGUGUUGCAGCUGCAUAUAACAUCCCUUGCGCGCUCCUCUGGAUCCAAGCUUGUGGAGCUUACUCGGUUUACUACCGUUACUACAUGGCGACGAACACUUUCCCCGAGGAUCUAGAAGAUCUGAAUCAGACAGUUGAUCUACCAGCUUUACCAUUGUUGGAAGUUAGAGAUCUUCCUUCGUUUAUGUUACCUUCUUCGGGAAGUAACUUUAAUAACCUAAUGUUGGACUUCGUUGAUUGUUUGAAAAAUGUGAAAUGGGUUUUGGUUAACUCGUUUUACGAACUAGAAUCAGAGAUAAUCGAUUCGAUGUCUCAUUUAAAGCCAAUAAUCCCAGUGGGUCCUCUGGUUUCUCCAUUUCUAUUGCGAGCUGAUGAAGACAAAACCCUAGAUGAGAAAAAUCUUGAUCUAUGGAGAUCUGAUGGUGAUUGUAUAAAGUGGCUUGACACGCAAGCUAGGUUUUCGGUCGUUUACAUAUCUUUCGGAAGCUUGCUCAAAUGGUCUGUGAAUCAAGUGGAGAGCAUAGCAACGGCUAUGAGAAACAGAGGAAUUUCAUUUCUCUGGGUGAUUAGGCCUAAGGAGAUGGCUCAAAACGUCGGCGUUUUGCAGGAGAUGGUUCAAGAAGGACAAGGGGUUGUUAUCGAGUGGGGUCCUCAAGAGAGGAUAUUGAGCCACGUGGCGAUCUCUUGUUUCGUCACGCACUGUGGAUGGAACUCGACGAUGGAGACGGUGGUGACUGGUGUUCCGGUGGUGGCGUACCCGAGUUGGAUCGAUCAGCCGCUUGACGCGAGAUUGCUUGUGGAUGUGUUUGGGAUCGGAGUGAGGAUGAGGAACGAUGAAGUUGACGGCCAGCUCAAGGUUGCGGAGGUUGAGAGAUGUAUUGAGGCUGUGAUGGAAGGACCUUCAGCGGAGGAUAUGAGGAGGAGAGCGACGGAGCUGAAGCAAGCGGCGAGAUUGGCGUUGGCACCCGGUGGUUCAUCGGCUCAGAAUCUGGACUCGUUCAUUGGCUAUAUCACAAGUUGUGUUUAAGAAUUAUUGUUUUUAACCGGCGAUAACCGGGAUUUAAUUUUAGUA